Molecule: messenger RNA, 4016 nt
Organism: Labrus mixtus (cuckoo wrasse)
Lineage: Eukaryota; Metazoa; Chordata; Actinopteri; Labriformes; Labridae
Product: adhesion G protein-coupled receptor E5
Exons: 17
Coding region: 346-2559 (737 amino acids)
Biological process (GO): cell surface receptor signaling pathway; adenylate cyclase-activating G protein-coupled receptor signaling pathway
Cellular component (GO): membrane
Molecular function (GO): calcium ion binding; G protein-coupled receptor activity
Source: RefSeq, a predicted model, not a curated record
AGGGAGAGAGAGAGGGAGAGAGAGAGAGAGAGAGGGAGGGGAUUCAAGUGGGCGAGCGAGGCGUGCUCAGAGUGAGAGUCUGAAUCGGAGGAGGGAGGACGAAGCUGGUGAAGGUUCACAGUUACUUUCCUGACACACACGAUAUUUUCUUCCUUUUUCAAUUCUAAGGAUUUGAUCCACGUGGGACUUCAGGAAGUCUGAACAUUAAAAACAACCUUUGCUGUGUGGAUGUAAACUCUCAUUUCAACGAUCUAUAGAUACAGAACGAACUUUCACAGUUUACAGCUGAGUCACCGUUUAGGUCAAAAAUCAUCGACUACUCACGGAUUAUUUGUUUCUGACGUCAUGGCGCCAAAGAAGGAGCUGCUCAUUCUCGGUUUGCUUUGUUUGCUGCACACUUGUGUCUCUGACUGUCAGCUGGGUUUCAUCUAUGAAGGUCGUCAGUGUGUGGAUGAGAACGAGUGCACAGAAAACACAGAUCAAUGUGGGAAACACACAAAGUGCUUCAACACUCUGGGAAGCUUCUACUGUCAGUGUUUGGAGGGAUACAAGAACACGAGGGGGGCGGCCAACUUCACGGGACUCAGCGGGCAGUGCCAAGAUAUCAACGAGUGCCUCGAUACUAACAAAUGUGGUCCAGUUGCGUACUGCAGGAACACGAUUGGGGGCUACAACUGCACCUGCCUUCCUGGUUACAGCAGAUACUCGAGCAGCGCUGGAAGCUGCGUGGAUAUUAACGAGUGCAAUGAAGCUGAGAGGAGAGGAGAAAUCAUCUGUGGAGCAGAGGGGACCUGCAGGAACACCGAGGGGAGCUUCUGGUGCAAGUGUCCCAAAGGAUUCACCAACUAUAACAAUGAGAGGACGCCGUGCUCAGAGCUGGACUGUGACACCUUCAGUCCCGACAGUACGACCUCACACGCUCAGUCGCUCGGAGGCCUGGCAGACAUUUUGUCCAUGAUGAGGAACAGCUGUUUGGCUCUUUCCAACCCGACUACUGCGAGUGGAGGGAAGGCUGAUGGAGAGGAGCUGCUGCAGAAACUCUUCACAGCGACUGACGCCAUCUUGUCUCCUCAUCACCUGGACACCAGCGAGGCCGUGAGCGGGCUGCUCGACGCGGUGGAGAACUCCGUCAGGGUCAUCGGUCCACAGCUCAAAGGAAACCACACUAAGAUAGAGACCAGCAUGACAGAGGUGGAGGUCGCGGUGCAAAGAGGACAGACUCCACCCACGGGAUCCAUCCAUCUGACCAAUGAGAACACUCGUCUAGACACUGACUGGAUGACAGCAGCAGGGACAGGAUCGUACCCUGGUUACGCUAUGGCGGCGCUGUUGACCUAUAAGAACCUUGAGAAGACCAUAAACGGGUCCUUUGAGAAGCUCUCAGGAUAUGAAAAAGACGGUGUGGAUCCCUCCUUUCAGAUCUUCUCCAGAGUCGUCUCAGUUGUUGUGUCUAACCCCGCCCCCCAGAAUCUGAGCAGCCCAGUCAACAUCACCCUGAGACAUCUGGACACAGAGAAGUCUCCUGAUGUCAGCUUCGUCUGUGCGUUCUGGACUGAGGGAGGAGCCUGGUCCACACAUGGUUGCUAUCAGCAGCAGUCAAACAGCACACACACAGUGUGUUCAUGUGAACAUCUGAGCAGCUUCGCGGUGCUAAUGGCACGCUACGAUAUGAAGCACACCUUCGGGCUCCUCCUGAUCACUAAGAUGGGACUGACCGUGUCCCUGCUGAGUCUCCUCCUCUGCAUCCUCACCUUCAAGUUCUGCCGCUCCAUACAAGGGACUCGAACCACCAUCCACCUGCACCUGUGUGUCUGCCUCUUCAUGGCCGACCUCGUCUUUCUGGCGGGCAUCUCACAAACCAAACCUGAGGGUGGCUGCAGGUUGGUUGCAGCCAUGCUUCAUUUCUUCUUCCUGGGAGUGUUUACCUGGAUGCUGUUAGAGGGGGUGCAGCUGUACCGUAUGGUGGUCCUGGUGUUCAACGCCACCAUCCGGCCCCUCUACUUAUUCAUGGCUGGUUACGGGGCCCCUCUGGUGAUCCUCAUCCUGUCAGCCAUCAUUCGGCCUGCGGGAUACGGCACUGACCAGCACUGCUGGCUGUCUCUGAAUGACGGCCUCAUCUGGAGCUUCUUCGGCCCUGUGUGUCUCAUCAUCAUCCUCAACAUCUUCUUCUUCAUCAUCACCGUCUGGAAGCUCGCUCAGAAGUUCUCCAGCCUCAACCCUGACCUCUCCAAGCUGCACAAAGUCAGAGCAUUCACAGUGACCGCGAUCGCCCAGAUGUGCAUACUGGGUCUGAUGUGGGUCUUCGGGGCCUUCCUGUUUGAAGAGGGCCCCAUAGUGGUAGCUUAUGUCUUCACUAUUCUGAACAGCCUGCAGGGAGCGCUGGUCUUCAUCAUGCAUUGUCUGCUGUCCAAACAGGUGAGAGAGGAGUACGCCCAUUUCCUGUCCUGUAUCUGCACAUCACAGAAGAAGAGAUACUCAGACUUCAGCAGUACAAAUCCAUCCAGUAGUCAGUCACAGGCUUCUGGCAGUGGGCAGCACACAGGAGAGUCCCAAAUCUGAAGCUCUUCUCUCCACCAAAGACCCCCUUUAACCUUCCUGGGCUCAGUUAGCCUCCAUCUUUAAAUUCAUGUCCCUUCAGAGGGAAAGACAAGAAAUCAGUUUGAAGUUUAUUUGUCACUUUAAAGCUACAAAUGAAAGUAAGAAUGUUUGACAGCUCAAAAACCAUGAAGCUAAAUCCUCUAAAGUUGUCGACGAUUGAAGUGCUUGAGGGAAACAGAGUUUGUUAAAUGUGUUUCUCACUGAUAGAGUCUUAUAGUGCAUCAUGUCUGAUUGAACAGGACUGAGCUUGAAGUAAUCCUGAAGGGUUAAUACACCUCUUGAAGUAAAAUAACUUUAUGGGCGCAGACAACAAGUCGCACACGUCUCAUAGCACCUCGUCAAGUGAAAUAUUUCAUGUUUGUUUUUGGUUCAUUCAAAUCAUAUCUGUGUCUGAUCAGACUUAAAGCUGUUUGUUUGCACUUCCUAUCUGCACCUGUGCUCUGCCUCUGGUCACUUCCUGUCAGUACCUGUGCUCUGUCUCUGGUCACUUCCUGUCAGUACCUGUGCUCUGUCUCUGGUCACUUCCUGUCAGUACCUGUGCUCUGUCUCUGGUCACUUCCUGUCAGUACCUGUGUGUCCGCUCGGACAGUUUGUUUGCACUUCCUGAUGUUUUUUCUUCCUCUCUCUCUACUUGUUUGUUUUUUACUCUCAGAUGUUCGUCUCUUCGGAUGAAAGCGUCUGAUAAAUUAAUUGUAGAAUAUCACAAUCCUCAUAUAAGCUGUAUUAGAGCGAUCCAAAGUGAUACUCGUAUUGAUUAUUUAUUUUUCAUAAGGACUUCAAUGUGUACAUAAUGUGGGAGACAGUCUGUGCUGUAUUAAAGAUAACAGUGGAUGUUUUCUGUUAUCAGUUAAAGAGAUGGCGACUUCAGUGUUCCUCAUGUUACCGUCAUGCCGUCAACGCCAUAUCAUGUUGUUACCGUCAUCUAGUGUCAGGUCGUGUCAUGGCGUUACGUCGUGUCAUGGCGUUACCAUCAUGUCAUUUCUUCUGUUUAAACAAAAGACCAAUCACGUGUAGAUGUUUUUUAAAUCUGAUAUCUGACUCAUAUUUAUAGAGAUGCAUUUUGAUGACAUCAUCAGAAAGAAAACAGAUCCCGCCCAACAAACAAACACAGAGCCUCCCUUCAGAUAAACAUACAGCUUCCUGCUUUCAAACUCUGUUUAUGGAAUCUAUUUAAGCCUCGACUAACACCCAGUGCUCAGGGAUAUAAAGUAUGAAAUCACACGGGAGUUUAGAACAUUAGUUUGUUUUUUACCGUAAAACUUCUAAUAGAAGCACAAUGUUAGACCCGGUCCCUUUACAGGCCUGGUGUUUCUGAAGGUUCUGACUCAUAAAGAUGUAUUUAGUGAUGGAUAGUUUGCAGAUCAAAAAAGACUGAAGGAAAUAAAAACCUGUGCUAUUCAAAGAAGUUUUACGGUAAU